Ochotona curzoniae (black-lipped pika) is the source of this 6364-nucleotide messenger RNA. It is a transcript of the gene DCAF10, whose product is annotated as DDB1 and CUL4 associated factor 10. The record is from RefSeq and is a predicted model, not a curated record. Lineage: Eukaryota; Metazoa; Chordata; Mammalia; Lagomorpha; Ochotonidae. Gene Ontology annotation, cellular component: Cul4-RING E3 ubiquitin ligase complex. Gene Ontology annotation, molecular function: protein binding. Bases 110 to 1786 code for a protein of 558 amino acids. The transcript has 7 exons.
GCCGGUGGGGUUAGGCUGCCGCACCCGGAAGUGGCGGCUGGAGAGGCAGCGCUGAGGUGUCGGCCGGCGGAUUGCGGAGCCGGGGGAGCCCGGGGCGGGGGCGUUGGUCAUGUUUCCCUUCGGGCCGCGGAGUCCCGAGGGGGACGGGGCGGAGGAGCCGACGCCCCACGGCGGGUCCGCGGCAGCCGUCAGGACCUCCUCGCCGCCGCCACCGCCCCAGCCCGGGGCUGACUCAGGCCCGCCCCCGCCGGCCGCCCGGAGCCCCCGGCGCCCCGGUGUCCCCUCGCUGCCCGCGGCCGCGCGCGCCGGGGAGCUGGGGCCGCCGGCCGGAGCGCCGGAGCCCUCGUCCUCCGCCCAGGGAGAGCCGUCCCCGCCCGGCUCCCCGCGCCGGCGCUCGGGGCCGGACGGCAGGGCCGGGAGCCGGGGCUGGCCGGGCCUCUGCGGCGGCCUGGGCAGCUCCGGCGCCCGGCUCUUCGGGUGGCUGCGAGAGCGCAGCCUGGGCCGCGGGCUCUUCGUGGACCCGGCGCGGGACAACUUCCGCACCAUGACGAAUCUCUACGGUUCCAUCCACCCGGCGGACUCGGUGUACCUCAGCACUCGCACCCACGGCGCUGUCUUCAACCUCGAGUACUCGCCCGACGGGUCAGUGCUGACAGUUGCCUGUGAACAGACUGAAGUUCUCCUUUUUGAUCCUAUAUCUUCAAAGCACAUAAAAACUCUUUCUGAAGCUCAUGAAGAUUGUGUAAAUAAUAUCAGAUUUCUUGAUAACCGGCUGUUUGCUACCUGCUCUGAUGACACUACAAUAGCACUAUGGGAUCUGAGAAAAUUGAACACCAAAGUAUGCACUUUACAUGGUCAUACUAGCUGGGUGAAGAACAUCGAAUAUGAUACUAAUACAAGACUCUUAGUAACAUCAGGAUUUGAUGGAAAUGUCAUUAUUUGGGACACUAACAGGUGCACAGAAGAUGGGUGUCCACAUAAGAAAUUCUUUCAUACACGUUUCCUCAUGCGAAUGAGAUUAACACCAGAUUGUUCAAAAAUGUUGAUCUCAACAUCCUCUGGAUAUCUCUUGAUUUUGCAUGAUCUUGACUUAACCAAGUCAUUAGAAGUAGGCAGCUAUCCCAUUUUGAGAGCAAGAAGAACUACAUCAAGCUCUGAUUUGACCACGUCAUCAAGUUCAUCUGGUCCUAGGAUUUCUGGCUCACCUUGUCAUCACAACGAUUCUAAUUCAGCUACUGAGAAACACAUGUCCCGAGCCUCUCAAAGAGAAGGAGUUUCACCACGAAACAGUCUUGAAGUCUUAACCCCUGAAGUUCCUGGUGAAAGAGACCGUGGAAAUUGCAUCACAUCCUUACAGCUGCAUCCAAAAGGCUGGGCCACUCUGCUUCGGUGCUCAAGCAACACUGAUGAUCAGGAGUGGACUUGUGUCUAUGAAUUCCAGGAAGGCGCUCCAGUGCGACCUGUCUCCCCUCGCUGCUCUCUACGACUGACUCAUUACAUUGAAGAAGCCAACGUGGGCAGGGGUUACAUCAAAGAACUUUGCUUCAGCCCAGAUGGGCGAAUGAUCUCUUCCCCUCAUGGCUAUGGGAUUCGCUUAUUGGGAUUUGACAAGCAGUGCAGCGAACUUGUUGACUGUUUACCCAAAGAAGCCAGUCCCCUGCGGGUGAUCCGCUCUCUGUACUCACAUAAUGAUGUGGUACUGACGACGAAGUUCUCUCCAACGCAUUGUCAGAUUGCCUCAGGGUGCCUUAGCGGACGGGUUUCUUUGUAUCAGCCAAAGUUUUAGGCACAACUUACAUCAAAACAAGGAACUCUUCUGGUGUUUGACUUAUAAAUUACUUCAAUUUAGAUGAAGUAUUUUCAGAAUAUCUAAAGUUUGGGUCAAGAUCCUAGUUCUUACGGGUCUACGGACACCCCUGUGACCUGAGCACUCGGUCGUCCAGCACCAUCUGGGCAUCUCUGAGGUAGACGUGCUGCAGCAGCGCAUCAGCAUUCCUCUCCUCCUGCUGAUCUGUGCCACUCGGCUCCACCUCUUCUGGGGAUUUUGCACAAUCACUCUUGUCGUGUUCCGGUUCUUUACCCUCCUGCUUUCCCCGGUUCCUUCUCUCUCCUCCUCCCCAGUUUUGGUGUAAAUAUUGUGGACACUUGACAGGAGUUUUGGUUGAGACAGGAGAAACCCAUGACACAAGUAUUGAAUAAAACCCAGAAGUUUCAUGUGGGAAUACUGAUUGUUGAAAAAGAAAUCUCAUCUUCAUUUAUCAGUGUAUUUGGCCUUUUAAAUUCAGAGCACAGAUAAUGGCAUUAUUCUCAUACUUGUUAGGUAGUAUUGCAACAAAAUGUCUUAAGCUUCCUGUUAAUAUACAAGGUUUGUCUUUUGGUGGUUUUUGUUUUGUUUUGUUUUGUUUUUUUCUUCUCAUGAUGAGAGAGAUUUUGCUGUGAAAUGCUAGGAAAAAAAUAUUGCCGGCUCUUUGUACUUGUAUGAAUUUAAAAUCUCCAGCAUGUGCCCUUACCUGGUGUUUUGUUCCCAUGCACAGCAUUCGAAAGGAAAGAGAAGGGGUAGGCUUUGGUUACUCCCACCGUGCAGAAGACGACCAGUUGGAUUCGUAUGGUGUCCGACUAGCACGAUGCCAGCAACAUGGUUUUGAUUUUUCUGUGUCGUCUGCCAGAUUGCUUGGAUUGCUUAGCAUGAUGUGUUAGCACUGGGCUGAAAAGGAAUCCACAGGUGGUUUUCCAUGUUUCACAAGUUCAGCUCCCUGACGGAGAGUGAGGGGAGUCCUGCAGCCCUCUGCCAGCUGCUGUCAGAGCCCUGAUCAUCCGUCACUUAAUGUCAAGACGAAGUGCUCAUAGGAAGGACUUUGUUUUGCUUCUGUUUUUUGUAUUUUGUUGUGGCAUGAAACAAGUGAGAGCACCAAGUGGGGUGCUAGGGCCAAAAACAAGGAGACUGCUGUGCUGAGUAAGGCACUGCCUGGUAACCUGCACUCUGAAGGGGAUUGUGUUUAGAAGGGAUUUUUCUAGAAGCUGGAGUUACUCAAGCCAUGCACUAGCCUCGCCCUCCUAGGCUGCUUACUUCUAGGGCAGUGGUUCUCAAAUGUUGAGGUGCAUUGUAAUCACUGAAGAGCCUGUUAAGAAUGCAGAGACCUGGGCCUCACCACAGAAAACCCUUACUCAGCCAGGAGAGGGUAGGACUCUGUAUUCUUAAAAGGAACCCCAGGUAAUCUUUAUUCAGUCUUGGGGUUGGAGUUUUAAAAAUACAACCUUAAACAGCAGCAAAUACUUCUAUAACCAUUGGUGCUUAACACAGUUCUCAGAAGGUGUUUUAAUUAUUUUAGUAAUAAGUAAAGGAAUUUUAUAGGCAGACAUGGUAUUAACUGCAUUUUUGACAGAUGAGUGAACUGGCUAAGAUCAUCCUGCAGAGUUAGAAUCAGGUCUCCUGAUUGCUCAGGGCAGCUUCUACUGUAAUGUGUCGCCUGUAAGUUACAUUACUGUGAAUACCCAGAGACUCAUCAAAGAUUGAAACAGCAAGGCAUGAAGGUAGAGCCAAGAACUCCAGUCACAAGAAGAAAAGCUUCUUAAAUCUUACUGAAAAGCGUAAACAACUUAAAUACAUGACUAAACGUGAUGUCUGUAGGAGCUACUGUGAAUAAACACGCACGGGCAUGGGGUGAUUCACAUCCUCACUGGGAACAACGCUGGCUUUUAAGCUAAUUUUAAAAAUUAGAUCCACUUUACCCACAGCAAACUUUUAGGCAUUGAAAAUUACCACAAGGCAUAGUGAAAACAAAGGCUUGCCAUCAACUUCAUGAAAAGCACAUACUUAAAAAAUUCGUUUGGGGAGUAGAACCAUCCAAAAUUCUCAUUAAAAAUAAGUUACCUCGUACCAUGGUCAUACCAGUAGUCACAAGAAGAUGGCGUGAAUCACACCAGCCUUGGAAAGAGUUCCCUGUCGGCUGUUGGCAUCUGUUUGUUACCUUGCCCUGAAUGCACCCAGUGAGUCUGAACCACUGCAGAGGACCUGUAUAUCAAAUAAUAUACAUUGUGUGCCAUUCCUCCCAGAAAUCUCGCAAGGUUGGGGGUAUGAACCCCAGUUUACUUGGGAGGUGAAUCAGGAAGAUUGGGUGGCUCACCUGAACUCAGCAGUGACUGACAUGACCGGGGUGCCCACCAGGGCUGAGUGACGCCAAAGCCUGUGCUUACUGCUCUUUUUGUCUUUCAGUUAGUAAAUGAGCCUGUUUAUUUGCUUAGCAUCUUCUAGAAGGUUGGGAUUACAAAGCCGGUUUACCUUCGCUUACCUUCUGAUUCAGGUAAAAGCAUUUUCAAGAGUGACUGUUUCCAUGGGAACCAUAAACGUGGGGCAUAAAGUCCCUUUCUGACUCGAAAAUCAGAGGCAGGAUUAACAGCUGUUAAAUGGGAGGAAAGUGAGGGUAAGCAGCCUUGAAUAAAAAGCAAAUAAAAAGGAGCCACACAGAUGAGAAUUUAAAACACAACCAGCAAGAAGGAAUCUGUGUUCUCCUUGAGGUAACCGUUACCAUCAAAAGGGCAUCCGGGAACAGGAGGCAAGAGCUGAAGGGUGUGAGGCGCGCCCCACCCCUGGAGGAAGUAACAUCUCACAUCAAACUUCAGUUCAGUUACUUCUGUUCUUAAAAAUUAGCACCUGUACUAUUCGUGUUAAUGUAAUGGAAUCAUUGAUAAAAUGUAAUACAAAUUGUUCUGUUUUAAAAAGCUUUCUCUAGAACAGUAUAUUUAUGACAAUGCUACAUUGAAUUAGUUAAGAACCUCAAAUAUACAACAGUUCCUUAUGUUUAAUUAUGAAAAUGGAAGUUGGCUAAAGUAGAAGACACCUCUAGCUUAGUCUGUUUAAAUGUGUGCGGGUUUUUUUUUUUUUUUUUUUUCCUCAGAAGUUCAAAGCACAUACAUAUUUUGUAAAGGAUAUCCCCAAGACCGUACCAAAAAUAUUAGGAAGAGAAGGAAGAAGACCAUCCCAUGUUCCUCACCCUUCUCUCGAGGCCCAAGGCGAGGUUUUGAUCAUUGACAGAAGUUGUGUUCCGCAGCAAGCGUAAUAUAGGAAAAGCACUUGGAGAACCUGCCAGAGGCCGAGUGUUUCCCAUGUUGCUGAGAGCCAAGGGCCCAGCACCCGAGUGUGUCAGGGCCCCAUCUGGGGAAGGGAGAGUAUUGGAGAUGGCAGUCAUCUCCCUCUACUGACCAGCGAUCGUGGGACUCACUCGGGUACACCCCACGCUGGCCUGAAGAAAGGCACAUGUGUGAUUUUUGGGGUAACUAAUGCCCAUCUCUUAAGUGCCAAAACUUAAACCUGGUAAUUAUUUUUGAUGCAAGUCUUUCAGGUAUGCUAACGUACCUCCGUGCCCUCAUAAAGAGCAUGCUCAGUAUAAGUCAUUUUUUUACGAUGAAAAGUUCUAGGCAUAACAUGUAAUUUUACAAACAUCCAUGAGCUAUGAUACAUACGCUUCAUGCAGUGUUAAGGGCUAUAGCAGCUACAGCUGAACCGUUACCUAAACCAAGCGACUCCCUCAGUCCUGAGAUCCAUAAAAGCACUACUUGCCUCCAACCGCAAGCUUGUGUUUUUCAAUUUUUUUUAGAUCUGCUGGGCGGCGGGAUUCGCCGCUUCCCUUGCUCUCAGCCUGCCUGUGCACAGGGCCCCCGCCUUCUGCCAACUAGCUGUGUUCUAGUGUUGCGAACCAGGAUUGAAGGACACAGCCUGCCGCGUCUGGACGAGCUCAGGGUACGCAGUCUUUGCCAAGGCUCUCGGCUGCUUUCCCCCGUCCUGACAGGCACAGCAACCCAGGUAACCAAAGCUCCCAGUUGAAGUUGAGGCUACAGUUUCAGCUGACACUAGGUAAGAUACUACAAACCAACAUGCUACUGGAUGGCGGGUUAGAAAAUAGUGUACCAAAGUUCAACAAGUGACAACAGAGGCUCCAGUUUGCACAAAGGUCUUACCGUGCUUUUAAGUACAAAGAAGCAUACAAGGGGAAAACAUGAAAAAAAUCCACAUUGACAAGAGUAUUUGAGCUGCCACUAAACUGUAAGUAACUGUUGAGAUGUAUGUUGAAAUUGCCACAUGCUGCUACAAAGAUGCAGUUUAGUCUCAUCGAUUAAGAUUAUAUUGAAAUUUAUAUUCUGGAUGUCCUAAGAAUUUCUGCCAUUCAAAUUAAGGGAAGUUAUUAUGAAAAAGGAAGUCUCCAAUUCUGUGCUGCUCUCUUUAAUUAUAAAUGAACCUGUGCUAGAGAUGGGGGUUUUAUCGGACGCCCCAAGGGACAUGUUUUGGAUACACACGUGUUGUAUCAGUGUGGGAAUAUACAUGUCACAAGUGGAAUAUCACCUGGAGAUAAUAAACUAAUUUUUAAAA